ACUGCCCAAGCUGGAAUCCACCUCAAGCUCUCCCUCAUCUUCUCAUCUUCGCUUAAAAACACAAACAAAACGAAUUUCACAAAAAUCCUCGAGAAACAUCUCCUCCUCCCCCUUCUCUCUCUCUUCCUCCUCCCCCCACAUCUCCCGCGAGAUACGAAACCCUAGCGCUCGCGGCCUGAAUCCGCAGCAGCAGGCGGGGGGCCUCGCCGGAUCACCGCCGGGCGGCGGGCGGCGGGCGGCGGCGGGAGAUGAGUUCCAGGAAGAAGCCGUCGAGGAUCGAGCCGUUCAGGCACAAGGUGGAGACGGACCCGAGGUUCUUCGAGAAGGCGUGGAGGAAGCUCGACGACGCCAUCCGCGAGAUCUACAACCACAACGCCAGCGGCCUCUCCUUCGAGGAGCUCUACAGGACUGCUUAUAAUCUGGUACUUCACAAACAUGGGCCAAAGCUCUAUGACAAACUGACAGAAAACAUGGAAGAUCACCUGCAAGAAAUGCGCGUAUCGAUUGAGGCUGCUCAAGGUGGUUUGUUCUUGGUAGAACUACAGAGGAAAUGGGAUGACCAUAACAAGGCUUUGCAAAUGAUCAGAGAUAUCCUGAUGUACAUGGACAGGGUUUUUAUUCCCACCAAUAAAAAGACACCUGUAUUUGAUCUUGGAUUGGAUCUUUGGAGAGAUACUAUUGUUCGGUCACCCAAGAUCCAUGGAAGGUUGCUUGACACUCUUCUUGAUCUCAUACAUAGAGAGAGAACAGGUGAGGUGAUAAACAGAUCCUUGAUGAGGAGUACAACUAAAAUGUUGAUGGAUCUAGGUUCUUCUGUUUAUCAGGAUGAUUUUGAAAGGCCAUUCCUUGAGGUGUCUGCUAGUUUUUAUAGUGGUGAGUCACAAAAAUUCAUAGAGUGUUGUUCCUGUGGUGAAUAUCUUAAGAAGGCUCAGCAGCGGCUUGAUGAAGAAGCGGAACGUGUUUCACAGUACAUGGAUGCCAAAACAGACGAGAAAAUAACUGCUGUUGUGGUGAAGGAAAUGCUUGCGAAUCACAUGCAGAGGUUGAUUCUUAUGGAGAACUCAGGUCUUGUUAAUAUGCUUGUGGAGGACAAGUAUGAAGACCUGACCAUGAUGUACAGCUUGUUUCAACGUGUUCCCGAUGGUCACUCGACAAUUAAAUCUGUGAUGAAUUCACAUGUUAAAGAAACCGGGAAGGAUAUGGUAAUGGAUCCUGAGAGGCUGAAGGACCCUGUUGAUUUUGUCCAGAGGCUUCUAAAUGAGAAGGAUAAGUAUGACAGUAUUGUUACCACUUCCUUUAGCAAUGACAAGAGUUUCCAAAAUGCUCUGAAUUCCUCCUUUGAGCACUUCAUUAACUUAAACAAUAGAUGCCCUGAGUUCAUCUCGCUGUAUGUUGACGACAAACUGCGUAAAGGAAUGAAAGAGGCCAAUGAGGAGGAUGUUGAGACUGUCCUGGACAAAGUGAUGAUGCUGUUUAGGUACUUGCAAGAAAAAGAUUUGUUUGAGAAAUACUACAAGCAACACUUGGCGAAGCGCCUUCUUUCUGGGAAGGCUGCUUCUGAUGAUUCUGAGAGAAGUAUGCUUGUGAAGCUCAAGACAGAAUGUGGAUAUCAGUUCACUUCAAAAUUGGAGGGCAUGUUCAAUGAUUUGAAGACCUCUCAUGAUACCACACAGCGAUUUUACGCUGGUACUCCUGAUUUGGGGGAUGCCCCUACUAUAUCUGUCCAGAUACUCACCACUGGGUCUUGGCCCACACAACCAUGUAACACCUGCAACCUUCCUCCUGAGAUUCUUGGCGUGUCCGAGAUGUUUCGGGGUUUCUACCUUGGUACCCACAAUGGCAGGAGACUGACAUGGCAAACAAACAUGGGUACUGCAGACAUCAAAGCAGUGUUUGGAAAUGGCAGCAAGCACGAGCUAAACGUGUCGACCUACCAGAUGUGUGUUCUCAUGUUGUUCAACUCGGCGGACUGUUUGUCUUACCGUGAUAUCGAGCAGACUACAGCGAUACCAUCCGCGGACCUGAAGCGCUGCCUUCAGUCUCUCGCGCUUGUGAAGGGCAAGAACGUUCUGCGCAAGGAACCUAUGAGCAGGGACAUCUCCGACGAUGACAACUUCUACGUCAACGAUAAGUUCACCAGCAAGCUGUUCAAGGUGAAGAUCGGCACGGUGGCGACACAGAAGGAGUCUGAGCCAGAGAAGAUGGAGACCCGGCAGAGAGUCGAGGAGGACAGGAAGCCUCAGAUCGAGGCGGCCAUCGUGAGGAUCAUGAAGUCGAGGAGAGUGCUGGAUCACAACAGCAUAGUGACAGAGGUGACGAAGCAGCUGCAGCCUCGUUUCAUGCCGAACCCUGUGGUGAUCAAGAAGAGAGUCGAGUCUCUGAUUGAGCGCGAGUUCUUGGAGAGGGACAAGACAGACAGGAAACUGUACCGGUAUCUUGCAUAAUUACUCUUUUUUUUUUCUUCUGGAUUCUUUAACCUGACCAUAAGUAAACCGUGGUCUAUGUAUACCUGUUAUAUCACGAUAAUGCUUUUGGUUGGAUUAAGUUUUGGCCGCUGGAUCCAGGUAACAUGUGGUCUUCUUGUGGAUGUUAAUGUUUGCUUGCAGUUUGCGAUGAAUGUUA
This is a messenger RNA of Oryza sativa Japonica Group (Japanese rice), 2622 nucleotides long. Its product is annotated as cullin-3A. The record is from RefSeq and is a predicted model, not a curated record. Gene Ontology annotation, cellular component: cullin-RING ubiquitin ligase complex. Gene Ontology annotation, biological process: protein ubiquitination; ubiquitin-dependent protein catabolic process. Gene Ontology annotation, molecular function: ubiquitin protein ligase binding. Lineage: Eukaryota; Viridiplantae; Streptophyta; Magnoliopsida; Poales; Poaceae.